Messenger RNA from Rotaria sordida, 1719 nucleotides. Lineage: Eukaryota; Metazoa; Rotifera; Eurotatoria; Philodinida; Philodinidae. The record is from the annotation of a GenBank genome assembly.
ACAUGUGAUUCUUUACAAACACCAAUUGAUACAACAAUAACAAUUAAUGAUAAUGAAAAUAAUUUCACUCUGGUGAAAAAAAGAAAAAAGAAGAUUAAAAUAGAUCUGACCAAUUCUAAAACUCCAGGUUCUGAUACAUCAUCACCAUCGUCGACAUCAACAUCAUCUUCUUCCAAUUCAUCAUCUUCAAUUAGUAUCAACGAAUCAACUUCUUCAACAAAUACUGAUAGUCUCGCUUCAGCUAAACAAACAACUAGAAAAACAUCAACAACAACAAAUCUCAAACAAGUUCAUUCAAGUCAAAAAUCUUCGGAACAUGUUCAACAAUUUCAACAAAUACAAUCAGGUAAAGCAACAACAAAAUACACCACCCAAGUUCACGACCUUAAUCUACAAAUAAAUGAAGUAUCUGAACAAGCACGUAGAUUCGCACAGACAAGGUAUACCUUUCCUCCUUAUAUAUUAAAAUUUCAACAGGUGGUGAAUGAGAAAUUAAUAAUUAAAAAUUUAAUUGAACAUUUUUCGUCCACUCACAAUUUUGAUCUACAAUUUGCUGGUCAUCGUAUGAAGGAUCAUCGUGAAUUAUUAUUAUUUGUCCUGAAUCGGGAAACAUUCCUGAUGCUUUAUGAAAACAGGAACUGGCCAAUUACAAUCAACUCAAUCGAUUAUCUUAAAAUUAGUCCAAGUCAUUUACCACCGCAAUUUUCGAUUAUGUUAAGAAAUGUUCCACUUGAUAUAGAUAUUAAUGAGUUUGCAUCAUUAAUGAAGAUCGAUUAUCCCGAUAUUAUGAAUGUCCAUCGAAUAUCAAAUAAAUUGAAACAACCAACAUCAUUUUUACUUAAAAAUGAACGUUUUCCAGUUAAAGAAUAUAUUGCUCCAGCAAAAGUCUUGAUAUGCUCGAAAUGCUUUCAAAUAGGACAUUUUCGUGGUACAUGUAAAGGUAUUCUUGAAUAUUGUAGGUUAUGUGGUAAUAGUGUUCCAGAUCUCAAACUACAUAAAGAAUCAUGUGAUAAUCAAUUAUGUUGCAUUAGAUGCAAAGGGCAACACGAUGCUAAUGGUAUUAGAUGUCCGGAAGUUAAAGCUUAUCGUGCAGCAUUAACAAAAUCAUUGUUAACCUCCACCACAUCAAACACGAACAACAAUUACAACAACCACCAAGUACACUCAUCUAGUCAUACAAAUUUUCGUUAUAAUGAUCAAGACUUCCCAUUGCUGAACCACAAUUAUAUGAACAGUCAUUCGAAAAAUAAUGAUCAAGUUGAUUUCACCAAAAGAAUUGAUGAAUUAGCUAUACAAUCGAACAAGAUCAAGAAGAACUUAAAUCGAUUAAUUGAAUUAAACAACAAUUUCGUUGUUCAACAAAAGAAUAUGCAACAUCUAAUUACUAAUCACGAUCGUAUAAUACAGAUACAACAACUAGAUUUAGGCUUUCAGAAAGAUCUAGUAAAUCAUUUCAUAUUACCAGUAUGGCAAGUACUUAUCGAGUUUUUACCUCUAUUAGUUCAACAACAGUUAAUUAAUGAUACAACAUCAUCUUGUCAAUCGCUAACAGCAUUAUGUACAAAACUUGGAAAUGACCUCACAUUAUGGUCUCAGCGUUCAACAGAAAAUGAAAAUGCAAAAAAUAAAUUAUCAAUGGAACUUAAUCUGAAGAACAACCAACAAGUUCACCAGAAUUACCUAUCAUGUAGUAACGCCCCACCACCACCUACUAACUAA